This is a messenger RNA of Catharus ustulatus (Swainson's thrush), 2184 nucleotides long. RefSeq names its product centromere protein X (gene CENPX). The transcript is spliced from 5 exons. Lineage: Eukaryota; Metazoa; Chordata; Aves; Passeriformes; Turdidae. Gene Ontology annotation, molecular function: protein heterodimerization activity. Bases 39 to 287 code for a protein of 82 amino acids. The record is from RefSeq and is a predicted model, not a curated record. Gene Ontology annotation, cellular component: FANCM-MHF complex; Fanconi anaemia nuclear complex. Gene Ontology annotation, biological process: kinetochore assembly; replication fork processing; resolution of meiotic recombination intermediates.
GCGCGCCCCCGGGAGGCGGGCCGGGCAGCGCGCGGGACAUGGAGGAGCGGGGCGGCCGCGCCGGCGGCUUCAGAAAGGACACCGUGGAUCGGCUUCUCCGCCUCCAUUUCCGGGACGGGAAGACCCGAGUUAACGCCGACGCGCAGCUGCUGAUGGCCGAGCUGCUCAAGGUCUUCGUCCGAGAAGCGGCGGCGCGGGCAGCUCGGCAGGCUCAGGCAGAGGACCUGGAGAAGGUGGAUACGGAGCAGCUGGAGAAGGUGUUGCCACAGCUGCUUCUGGAUUUCUAGAAGCCUCCUGGAGCACAUCACCUAUCCCCAGAGAGUCCUGACCUGACACGUGUCUUCAGCCUCAUAGAUGCUCUGGGACGAACAGUCUCAACUUUUUCUUCCUCUGCCAUUUUGUUUCUGUUUCCUCUCUCCUUUACCAAACACAGCCCAAAGCAGCGAUGCUGUCAGAUACAAUUUUUGAGAAGAGGCUGCCACAGGCUUGUUUGGUUGAGCUGACUGCAUAAGUGGUUUCCAUCUUGCUGCCUUUCUCCUGUAUAUCACAGCAUGGUAAGAAGCCAUUGCUUUCUCAGCGAACAGGAGAAAGAGGUGCUGCUUCACAGAGAUGCAUGGAAAGACUUAAUGGCUGGAACUACCAUCCAGCCUUCAGGCCCUCAUUGCCUCAAGCAGGCAGCUGUAACAGCAACUCCAGGUGCAGCUCCAAGCCUUUCUAAUGAAUAGGUCAUUAACAAGAGCUUAGUCACAGGCUCUUGCCAAGAGCAGGUAACUGAUCUUUAUUUUAUAAAUAAACAGUGUCUGUCCCUAGCUGCCUUCUAAUAUUUCUCCAGAGCUGCGACAUCAAAGAAUGCUUGAAACCUUUUAACCAUUCAAUAUUCUCCUCAGAGGCUGCUCCCCCUCUGCUGUAAAUUUGUUCUCACAAAGAAACAUCAGUAAGUUAGAAACAAGUCUCCCUUCCUUGUGUAGGCUCUUUGCUGCAAUUCAUCAUCAAAAGUCAAGUGGCUUCAAAGACUUGCAGAGUUUCCCCCUUACCCACCCUCUUCCCUAAAUCUUUGUAGGACGAAAGGAAAAAAGGACAAAAUAACAAACAGCAUGUGUGAGAAUCCCACAUCACGAGACAGCCUGGCCCCUCUGGCAGCAGGGGGGCCACUGUGAAAUAAGAAACCUUAUACAUGUGGGCAGGACCCACACAACCCGAGUGGCUUUGCUGGGAAAGGCACGGCUGGCUGCACUGAGCCUGGGGCCUGCCCAUCCUGCUGCUGGCUCGCUGCAGGAGCAGCAACAGUGAGCAGUCCUUUCUCAGAACAGCUGUGACAGGCAGAGCCUCGGUAGGUUGCUGUGCACUCUGAGCUAGGAGCUAUUGGGGUCAUCCCUCAGCACACCAACCACUUGGAAACCUCACAAAAACUGUAGUUUUAGUACACAUUCUGGUGACAGUACCAGUUUAAGCAGUCCCCAGCCCUCAGCACUGCAGCUUCUCAGUACAGCUGUACAAUACAUGCAGUGAAGGAACUGACCUACUUCAGCCUUCAGCCCCAAAACCAAUGGUAAAAAAAAAACAACACAAGUGAUACUACCUUUCAUUAUUGUGAUUAAACUGGGUUUGAGGCACGGCUGAGUUACACAAGGGACAGGCAUAGGCAGAACUGCCCGAGGGAACACAGUCAACAAUGUAAAGCCCCUACACUUAACCCACGAAACUGCCCCACGAAUACUGAUACUGCUGCUUGUGUCCCUAAAGUUGUUUUCCCAGGCACUUGCAGCAGAUGCUUAUGGUGCUAGCCCUUUACAAAAGCUGACAUAAUUAAAACAGCUAAGCAAAUCAGUUAAGCAGAUUGUACUAUUUGGUGUCACUUAUGCUCUUCAAAAUAAAAGGACUAGCACAUCUGAAGGCACACUGCAGCUUCCCCCCAGCCACACAGCUUCUGCAUAUUCUAAUCCUGGAAACCAAGAACAGCAGUACAAGUAUUUCACCACCUAUCAUUAGCAAUGGCUCCUGGUUUCCCCAGAGGAUAUCCUGUAUUCAUUCAGCAAGGCAGCUCUAGCUACUGUCUACUUCUGAUGUGUGUGACAUGAACAAGGCUGAUACAGCACCUGAACCAAGAGACCAACAGUCCUACACAGUGUAGGCUCAGCUCAUGCUUCAUCAACUAAAGAGUAAUAAAGUUUAAACAUGAUUUGA